AUGACCUCACAUGCUUGGCAUCAACGCUGCCUUCUGGCGGGGGAGGACCAGGCAACAGCGCGAGCUCGGCACCUCACCGCCUCCCUCAACCUCGGCGCAGGUCGAAGACGAGCGCGCGGCGACGGUAAUCCAGGGUGGCUUUCCGACAAUCUAUCCCUCAGUGGUCACCGGAUCCUCACGCCAGAGAGUACACGAGUGCGUGCUCUCCGACGAUUGGACGCUUGGGAGGCAUCACGACGGCCGGGAGCCACCCUGGGAGGAAGAGGGGAUGGGGGUUUCAGAAGAGCGAGGGCGACACCAUUGCCACAAUAUAUAGGGCCCGGACACGUGCAUGGAUGA
Messenger RNA from Schizophyllum commune H4-8, 339 nucleotides. RefSeq lists its product as uncharacterized. Lineage: Eukaryota; Fungi; Basidiomycota; Agaricomycetes; Agaricales; Schizophyllaceae. The record is from RefSeq and is a predicted model, not a curated record. The transcript has a single exon. Bases 1 to 339 code for a protein of 112 amino acids.